This is a messenger RNA of Penicillium canescens, 1407 nucleotides long. RefSeq names its product Zn(II)2Cys6 transcription factor domain-containing protein. The record is from RefSeq and is a predicted model, not a curated record. Gene Ontology annotation, biological process: regulation of DNA-templated transcription. Bases 1 to 1407 code for a protein of 468 amino acids. NCBI's taxonomy places the organism in Eukaryota, Fungi, Ascomycota, Eurotiomycetes, Eurotiales, Aspergillaceae. Gene Ontology annotation, molecular function: DNA-binding transcription factor activity, RNA polymerase II-specific; zinc ion binding. The transcript is spliced from 3 exons.
AUGCCCGACGCAAAGACCAAAAUCCGCCCCCAGCAAUCAUGUCUCAAAUGCCGUGAGCGCAAAGUGAAGUGCGAUCGCUCUAUCCCUUGCCACGCCUGCAUAAUCCGCGGCCUCGAAGCAGAAUGCACAUACCUCACUACAGCCGAAGACCGCGCCCACAUCAGCCAAGCCGAGAUUAUCGAUCAACUCCGCCGUGAAGUGGCCCAGUUGCGCGGGCGCCUGAAUCAACCCCCGCGAGAUCCCAGCCAGAGUCCCAGUCUGGGCAGUCGGUUGAGUCCGGGUUCCGAUCGCGAUCGGGAUGGGGAUGAGCGGAGACAACACACGCCGGGGUCAGGGUCCGGAGCUGGGGCUGGGGCUGGGGCUGCGCAUGGAUAUUUGAAUCAAUCUCAGUCUCAGCAGGCGAUUAUGGGAUAUGGGCCUGCGUAUGGAUCGCGUGAUGCGCAGGGGUUUCUUACUGGGCACGGACAUGGACAUGGUCAUGAUCCUGGGGAAGGGAGUUGGCGCGGGUCGUCCCCUUCGUCCACUAUGACUAGUUCGGCGACCGUUAUGAGUCCUGAGAGUACGGGGAGUGAGAAUGGCUCGGGUUCGGGUCCAGGCUCUGGCUCUGGGUUUCCUGUUGCCACGGGGUAUGUGCCGCAGGUUGCUGAUGUGGAUGGGUCGGGUGUAUCGGGCGAUGCGCUUGUCCUUGGACAUUCACUAGAAGACCCGACCAUGUCGGGCUGCUAUGCAGGCAAUCUUGGAGCGUCCUUUUCUCCGGGUGAUAUGUCCGGCGUCGUCCCAAUGACGGGUCUACCGCCGAGCGGGAUACCUACGAAAGAUGGGCUUGCUGGUUUACAUGCGCCAAUAUACAGAGCUGACGGGGUCGAGUAUCUUAUGAGUGACGGGGCUGAAACUCACCCGCGCUAUCCCGACCAGAGCGUCAACUAUCCCAUAUCAUCGACACAAUAUGGAGAGGAAGACAGGCCUGCAUUUCCUCAAUGGGGAGAUGUAUACAGCCAGCAACAAGGCCAAUUGCAACAAGGUUAUCCGCAUCAAACCCCGUCUCAUUCUUCUACCAACACCUUUGCCAACAUCUCGAAUAUCCACACAGCCAUCACCAAUCGGAAUCCCUAUACUGAUGCACCACCGUUUCCUCUCCCAACACCAACCCCUGCAAUAGCGGCCGAUCCUUCCAAUUUUCCCAAUCCCACUUCCCAACAUAUCCCCUCCCCAGCUAUCACGAACCACAUCCCGAACUCCUGGAAAGGACAGGGAAAGCAGGAGCUCCUGGAGACGCUCCUGGAGACGAUUGGCAGCUGCGACGAGCAGAGCGUCGCUCAGGUUGUACAAGUCGUCCGAACGAGCGCGUCACCCGAAGAGGCCGUUUCUGGGAUCUGUCGUGUUCUGGGGAUUGGGAAUGGGCGGUGA